AAACUUUGACGUGGCGGAAGCUUGUACACACUGUCAUGGCGGACGCCGGUGUGAAAAACGACAUACGCUCAAAUAUGUGGCGAACCGGAGCAUGGCAGAGUUUGCUUACAUUCUUCAUUUUAUCGCUAGCUUGGCUCGUUGGAUUUAGCUCUAGAUUGUUUGCAGUCAUUCGAUUUGAAAGCAUCAUUCACGAAUUUGAUCCAUGGUUCAACUACAGAUCCACCCAUUACAUGGUAGAACAUGGUUUCUACAAUUUUCUGAAUUGGUUCGACGAUACAGCAUGGUAUCCAUUAGGCAGAAUUGUUGGAGGAACGGUGUAUCCUGGUUUGAUGGUUACAUCGGGGACCAUUCACUGGAUCCUCCAUAUGCUACACAUCCCUGUGCAUAUACGAGAUAUAUGUGUGUUUCUAGCACCAAUAUUUAGUGGAAUGACAGCCAUUGCUGUGUAUUUCUUCACCAAAGAAAUCUGGAGUGCUGGGGCAGGUCUGUUUGCGGCCUGCUUCAUUGCAAUAGUCCCUGGUUACAUCAGUAGAUCUGUUGCUGGUAGCUACGACAAUGAAGGAAUUGCUAUUUUUGCACUUAUGUUUACUUAUUAUUUAUGGAUUAAAUCAGUUAAAACAGGCUCCAUGUUCUGGGCCAUAUUUACAGCUUUAUCAUAUUUUUACAUGGUGUCAGCAUGGGGUGGUUAUGUUUUCAUUAUCAACUUAAUUCCAUUACACGUGUUUGUUCUCCUGUUAAUGGGAAGAUAUUCUAAGCGUGUUUAUACAGCAUAUUCAACCUUCUUCAUCACGGGUUUAAUAUUAUCGAUGCAAAUCCCCUUUGUUGGGUUCCAGCCAAUCAAAACCAGUGAACAUAUGGCCUCAGCAGGUGUGUUUGCUUUAAUCAAUGCAUACGCUGUGAUUAAAUAUGUUCAAUCCUUCCUGACAAAGGCAGAAUUCAAGUUCUUCUUCAUCAGUGCUGUAGGGGGAGCUGCAUCAAUCAUUUUCUGCACUGUUGUUGGCCUGACUUGGGCAGGAGUUAUCCACCCCUGGAGUGGUCGUUUCUAUUCUUUAUGGGACACAGGGUACGCCAAAAUCCAUAUUCCAAUCAUCGCCUCCGUGUCCGAGCAUCAGCCCACCACCUGGGUCUCCUUCUUCUUUGACCUUCACAUCCUUGUGUGUGCUUUUCCUGCCGGCGUUUGGUACUGUGUGAAACAUGUAAAUGAUGAGAGAGUGUUUGUUAUUUUGUAUGCCAUAUUUGCCAGCUACUUUGCGGGUGUGAUGGUUCGUCUCAUGUUGACACUGACUCCAAUCGUAUGUGUUCUGGCAGCCAUUGCCUUCUCCAAGACAUUUGAAAUCUAUCUCAAAGAUGAUGCACCAAAGUCCUCUGGUAAAGAAGCCAGUGAGGAACCUGCUGAGAGCAAGAAUGACAGAUUGUAUGACAAGGUUGGCAAAACCAAGAAAACAAAAGAGGAGAAACCCAAAGACCAGGACGCCAUGGGAAUGAACAUCAAGACAAUUGUGAUCAUAGCCCUGCUGAUGAUCCUGAUGCUGUUUGCUGUACACUGUACCUGGGUCACUAGUAGUGCCUACUCCAGUCCUAGCAUAGUGCUGGCCUCCUACAAUCAUGAUGGGAGUAGGACAAUCUUGGAUGAUUUCCGAGAAGCUUACUAUUGGCUGAGACAGAAUACAGACGACAAGGCUCGUAUUAUGUCCUGGUGGGAUUAUGGGUACCAAAUUGCAGGAAUGGGGAAUAGAACAACACUGGUGGACAAUAAUACCUGGAACAACAGUCACAUAGCUUUGGUUGGCAAAGCCAUGUCUUCCAAUGAAACUGCAGCGUAUGACAUCAUGAGACAACUGGAUGUGAAUUAUGUCCUCGUCAUCUUUGGGGGCGUUAUUGGCUAUUCUGGGGACGACAUCAAUAAAUUCUUAUGGAUGGUCAGAAUAGCAGAAGGAGAACAUCCCAGAGAUAUUAAGGAAGCAGACUACUUCACCCCACAGGGGGAGUUCAGAGUGGACUCGGCGGGCUCACAGACCUUACUUAACUGUCUGAUGUACAAAUUGUCUUAUUACAGAUUCGGAGAGUUACAGCUUGAUUUUAGAAGUCCAGCAGGUUAUGACAGAACAAGGGGAGUAGAGAUCGGCAAUAAGAAUUUUAAACUGACUCAUCUGGAGGAAGCCUACACGUCUGAGCAUUGGCUUGUUCGCAUUUACAAGGUCAAGGACCUAGAAAACAGAGAAAAGGUUGCAAAACCCACAAUACCAGCCCAGAAGUGGAAGAAAAGAACAUCCAAAAAAACAUCAAGAAAGAGGACUGGCAGCAUUAAAAAUCAACCAAAAAUUGUGAAAGGCAAAAGAAAAUCUGGCAAGAAGUAAAACUUCCUUUGUCUAUUGCGAGAGUUGUCUGUCUUUGGUGUACAUUUCUAAAGGCAGUUGGGGCCAUCUUAGCAUGGGAGAAUUUUCUGGUUUUGUUUGUUAAGUGUUACAUCUGUGUCUGUGUUACUGUAAACUUGAAACUAGGUUAGUAAAGUUGAUGUCAAGCAAUUUCUUAACUUCAUUACAUGAAUGGUUCAGCAAUGUUUGAGAGAGUGUACAAGUGUAGAUGAAACUGAUGUGUUUCUUCUGAAUGAUUAAUGAUUAAAUUUCAUUGUUAUUUGUUUUCCUUUUGUAGUGAGAAAGUGUUUGUUUGUGAAUAGAAGGUGUACAUGUAGGUCUCAGUUCAAAGCUGAAGUGCUAUUUAUUUUUAAAAAGAGCUGUUCGCAAAUAUAUUCAUGAUUUAUUCUUAAUGCAUGUAUAUAUAUAUACAUAAUCAUGUCCUCAUUCCAGUUUGCUAAGAUACAUGUAUAAUAAAUUGUUUAUAUAUGCUUUAUUUGCCCCCUAUACCCACCCACCCCUUUUCUCAUUUUGCAUCUUAUUCAAGAACGCAUUAUUGGGAUAAAUUCAUACCAGUCUCUUUGUACUUAUCUCUUGCAUUUAAUAAUCAUUCUACUUGACCAAAACGUACAGAGUGAAAUGUUAGAUAUGGCACACUGUUUGACAUUGAAUGAACGUUGACAGCUGAAUGUAACGGAGUUCCUUGCAUUUAUAGACUUUCACAUACCACAUCGAGCAUGUGCUGAAGUUUUAUGCAUUUUUGUUCAAAUUUAAAAAUGCUGUGAAAUCGAGAUGUAUUGAAUGACCAUUGGAGAAUGUGAGAGAUGUCCAAGGUUUUUGUAUGGAUUGCAUGUACAUGUAGUUGUUAACUUUAUGAUAGAAUUUUUGUUUUCGUAAUUUUCUUUUUGAGUUUAAGACAUCAGGUUUCAUAUUGGAAAUCACAAAGGGCAUACUUCAGAGAUAUUUUUUUGGCAUCUUCCACAUCCAUAUCUAAUUUAUUUAAGUCCCAAUUUUCUACUUAAAUCAUAAAAAAAACUUUUCUUUACAUUUUUUGGAAGAUUUUAAUGAUACACUAUUGUAUGAAUACAUGAAUCUAGUCCUCUUCAAAAACAUUUUAGAGGAAUAAUGAUUAGAACAUAAUUAGUGUACAUGUAGUGAAUUUAUGUAGAAACCUAUUUAACGAAGAUUCAGGGCAAUCUAUUUUUGUAAAUCUUUUUGUUUGGUCAGAAAAUCAAAAAAGACAUGUUUAUCUAUAAACAGUCAUCUUGCUCAUAACACAAGCAAUUUGAUCAGCCUCUACGACAUCUUUGUAAUUAGAUUUAUUUUGUCUAGUCAAUUCAUUGCGCCAUACAGUUGAGCCAAUAUUGCUGUAAAAUGCCUUGGUGCAUUACCCUAUAAACUACUUGCCCCAUGAAAGCUGUUCAUUAUCUUUACCUACUGCAAUUAGAUAGUUCUCUCAGAUUAAAUAUUGUACUGUUCUUGGUUGAUUUUUUUCUGUUUUUGUUGUAACUUUUGGACUGGAUGAUUAAGGUUGAUUGAUUUUACUGCAGUGAUUGAAUGAGAACCCAAUGUAGGGUUGACAAACAGAGUGGGGUUCAGUGCGAUUGUCGUUAGAUGCCAUCAUUUUUCUCCUCUUUUUUUUUUUUAAAUUACUUAUACAGUAUGUGCAGAUUAAGUCAAUUGACAAUUGAUGAUGUGAUUUAUUAAAAUCUCUGAACUUU
Magallana angulata is the source of this 4075-nucleotide messenger RNA. Its product is annotated as dolichyl-diphosphooligosaccharide--protein glycosyltransferase subunit STT3B-like. NCBI's taxonomy places the organism in Eukaryota, Metazoa, Mollusca, Bivalvia, Ostreida, Ostreidae. The record is from RefSeq and is a predicted model, not a curated record. The transcript has 17 exons. Gene Ontology annotation, molecular function: dolichyl-diphosphooligosaccharide-protein glycotransferase activity. Gene Ontology annotation, cellular component: membrane. Gene Ontology annotation, biological process: post-translational protein modification. Bases 36 to 2357 code for a protein of 773 amino acids.